Messenger RNA from Lucilia cuprina (Australian sheep blowfly), 1900 nucleotides. RefSeq names its product cholinephosphotransferase 1 (gene bbc). Bases 528 to 1697 code for a protein of 389 amino acids. The transcript is spliced from 8 exons. Gene Ontology annotation, biological process: phosphatidylethanolamine biosynthetic process. Lineage: Eukaryota; Metazoa; Arthropoda; Insecta; Diptera; Calliphoridae. Gene Ontology annotation, cellular component: endoplasmic reticulum membrane; Golgi apparatus. Gene Ontology annotation, molecular function: diacylglycerol cholinephosphotransferase activity; ethanolaminephosphotransferase activity. The record is from RefSeq and is a predicted model, not a curated record.
AAAAAUUCUCAUACGAUUGUCAGCUCUCUGUCCGGUUGGAAGAAAUGUGUGAAAAAAGCGAAAAAGAAAAUUUUCAGCGGCUAAAUUAAUACAGAAAAUCGUAACAAAAAUCACACGCAAGCAAUAUUAAUAAAAGAAAUAACUAUAUUUUAAUAAAAUAAAUUUAACAAAUUAAUCUAUAAUACAAAUUUUCUAACAACAACAAAUACCAUUUAGUACAAAAUUAAACACGUGAAGUAAAGAAAGAAAAGGAAAAAAAGAACUUUUUUCUAUGAAACGAAAGGGGGGUUGAGCAGUGUAUAAAAAAGGGUGAAGAAACGAAAUUUGCUUAAGCCCCAUCUUAUGCAAAUCAUUAAAAGCAAAAAAUCACUUCAUAGUAAAAAAAAAUUUAAAGAAAAUUGUAUAUAGAAAGUAUCAAAGAGAGUGAGUAGUGGUGAAAGAGAAAGAAAAGAACGCAAAAGAGGAGUGAUAAAAUCAUCAUAAAAUAAAAGAAAAUACAGUUUUUUUAUUUUAUUUAUUCAACAACAAUGGCCUACAAAGACCGCGUACUCACACCACAGCAAUUGAAGAAAUUGUCCGAACAUAAGUACUCAUGCAGCAGUUCAAGUUUAAUGGAUCCUUGGCUACAGCCCUGGUGGAAUUGGUUGGUCUCCAAGACACCAUUAUGGUUGGCUCCAAAUCUAAUAACCAUAGUGGGUUUAGUUGUUAAUAUAGUGACCACCUUAAUCUUAGUAGCGAUAUUUGGUAAUUUAGAAUUAUGGUCUUCCUUAUGCCUAAUGACAAUAGUUUGUGGUAUUUGGUCAUUGUCACAUAUAUUCUCUGUUGUUUUGGCUGGAGGUGUUGGCAAGAAUGGCUCAACAGUUGCCCUACCAAUUGUUGGCUUUAAUAAAAAUUAUAUUAUUUUAUUGGGUAUAACUAUCUGUUAUUUUGUAAAUUUUACAAAUUUUUGCAAAAUCUUCCUACAUGGCGGCAGUGGCAAAAAUGGUUCCUCAGUUGCUCUACCUUAUGUUGGCUGUGAAUUACGCAUAAUGCCUUUAUAUUUUGCCUGUGGCAUUGAUAUUUUAUUAGCUUUACGUUAUGCCAAAGUUAUAACAACUGAAGGAUGUGGAAAAAAUGGAUCUUCAGUGGCUGGUACUAGUGUUUUAUCGCCUAGUAUACCAUUGACUUUGGUAGUAUUGCCUGCAUUUAUAAUUGCUCAAAAAUCGCCUGAAAAUAUAUUCACCGAACAUUCAUCUUUGUAUAUAGUUGCAUUCGGUAUGGUGGCCGCUAAAGUCACUAAUAAAUUAGUGAUCGCCCAUAUGACUAAGGCUGAAAUGGAAUAUUUGGAUUGGUCUUUGUUGGGUCCUGCAUUGCUGUUCCUUAAUCAAUAUUUCAAUUGUGUGGUGCCUGAAAUUUGGCUGCUUUGGUUUACUUUGCUAUGGGGUAUACAAGAUUUAAUCAGAUACUGUUCUCAAGUAUGCUUGGAAAUUUGUGCUCAUUUGCAUAUACAACUCUUUACCAUACCCUAUCCCGCCAAGGGUGCUGCAGCUAAUAACAAAUCACAUGCCUCCAAAUCCGGUCAAACUAAUAAUCAUGGUUCAAAGCCCAAAGGUGUGCAGACUGUUAAUCAGGGCACUAAUCCUCCAUUAAAACAUAAAAACAAAAAAUCUCUUUCAAAUGUCAACAAUGAUGUGGGCGAAGAUGUGGACGCACUUUGAGUGUUGUUAGUUGAUGGUUCCUUCUACUCCAAUUUCUUUCCUUUCUUUUUUAUUAAAACUAAUUAUUAUCAUUUUAAUGUUAAUUUUAGAAUUUAUCAUCAUAAUGAUUAUUAUUUACGUUUGCCUUUCUUUUGUAUAUUGUAUGUGUGAGUGUUUCAAUUAAAAACCGAAAUCCAAAUAAUUUAAUGAAAUGAAUCAAAUAA